AUGUACGAACCCGGACACUUGAACGAUUUACAGGACGAUGCCGGUUUCGGAGGAGACCCAAAGAGUUGGCUCUCCGGUGAACACCUUUCUUCAUCACCAACCCUCCACCGAACUCUUUCUUCUCUCUCCAACGCCACCACCAACGGAACAGCCGGGAACGUUGACCGUGUUCUCUUCAACGACCUCGUCGAGAUCGUCCCUCUCGUUCAGUCUCUAAUAGAUCGGAAGGCAAACUCUUCAUUUACGCGUCGUGGGUCAGUGAUCUACACAAAGACGCCUUCUAGGGAAUCACUGUCCAAGAAAACAAUUGAAGCAAAAGGAAGGAAUGUAACUCAAUCUAUUCCAACAAAAAAGCGCAGGGACUUUGGAGAAAGGGACCAAGGUAAUGGUGACAGUAAUCAAGAUGGCUGUGCCGACAGCUUCUCCAUUUUAUGCUCAAAGGGGUUGCCAACAGAAAAGGACACAGAAGAAUUGGUUGCACUGAGAGAACAAGUGGAGAAUCUAGAAAGGAAAGUAUUAGAGAAAGAUGAACUCCUGAAAUUGACAGAGAUCUCAAAGAACCACUUGAAUUCAAUGGAGGCAAAACUUGAUGAACUGAAAAAACAGGCUGCAGAAAAGGACUCUUUACUUAAAUCUUCUCAACUGCAACUUUCCGAUGCAAAGAUUAAGCUUGCUGACAAACAAGCAGCCCUGGAAAAAUUACAGUGGGAAACAAUUACUUCCAACGGAAAAGUAGAGAAACUCCAGGAAGAUCUAUAUAACAUGAAAGAAGAGAUUUCAUCAUUCAUGCUGUUAUUUGAAGGCUUGACAAAGAGUGAAACCACCAUUGGUGCAAAAGAUUAUGAUGUCAAACCUUACCAUUCAGAUCAUCUUCCUCAUAUUGAUGAUUUGGAUGAGAUAGAGAUACAGAAAAUGGAAGCAGCUAGAGAGGCUUACAUUUCUGCUGUUGCUGCUGUGAAAGAAAAGCAAGAUGAAGAGUCAUUGACCGCUGCUGCCAGAGCAAGGAUAUGUAGCAUCUUGGGGCCAGAUGAGCUUUGGGGGGACUACAGUAAUUACAAGGUGGUUGCAUGA
Molecule: messenger RNA, 1071 nt
Organism: Ilex paraguariensis (yerba mate)
Lineage: Eukaryota; Viridiplantae; Streptophyta; Magnoliopsida; Aquifoliales; Aquifoliaceae
Source: the annotation of a GenBank genome assembly